Molecule: messenger RNA, 4650 nt
Organism: Scylla paramamosain (green mud crab)
Lineage: Eukaryota; Metazoa; Arthropoda; Malacostraca; Decapoda; Portunidae
Gene: pod1
Product: coronin-7-like
Exons: 26
Coding region: 139-3417 (1092 amino acids)
Biological process (GO): actin filament organization
Molecular function (GO): actin filament binding
Source: RefSeq, a predicted model, not a curated record
CUUUUUAUUACAUGUAAACUGAAAUAAACAUACCAAACAUUAAAUAUAAAUAUGAAACUGACAAAAUAGGUCCCGUUGAAAAGACACCCGCGAGCGACGCCCAGCUAGGGGGAGGAAGAAAACAUAGGGUGAGACACGAUGGCGAGUUGGCGGUUCAAAGCAAGCAAAUACAAAAAUGCUGCGCCAAUUACACCAAAGAAAGAAGAUUGUCUGUCAGAUAUCAAAGUUGGGAACCCACAAUCGUACGGCAGCCAUGUCUGUGCUUCUGCUGCAUUUGUCGCCUAUAUACUGGAGAACCGAGGCGGCGGCAGUCUGGGCGUGGUGCCUCUGGAGUCCUGCAAGGGGAGACAGGGAAUGAACGCCCCUAUGGUUCAUGCACACAGUGACCUCGUGACUGACCUGACCUUCUCCCCCUUCCAUGACGGUUUGCUGGCGACCUCCUCUGCUGAUACUUUGGUGCACAUCUGGCACAUACCACCGGAGGGGCUCACUACACACCUGUCCACACCUGAAAUGACCUUGAAUGGCUUUGAAAGACGAGUGGAACUUGUUAACUUUCAUCCUGUAGCUGAAACUCUUUUGUCGGCAUGUUGUGGCUCCACUGUGUCGCUGUGGGAUGUGCAGGCGGGCAGGCGCAUUGCUGGGUUUACCGAGCACGAGGACCAGGUACAAGGACUAUCAUGGUCCGGCAAUGGUCAACUAUUUAGCACCGUGUGUAGAGAUCGCUGUGUGCGUGUUGUGGACCCGAGAAACGCACACACGGCUGCAUUGAAGGCAGAUAGUCACGCAUCACCCAAGGAUAGUCGGAUAGUCUGGCUGAGCGGGGAUAGUCGACUACUCACCACAGGGUUCGACUCGGCAAGAGGAAGAGAAAUUAAACUGCGAGAUUUGAGGAGUUUUGGUUCUCCUUAUAAGACCGUGGGACUGGAGGCAUCGACAGGAAUAUUGGUGCCUUUGUAUGACGCAGACACCAAUAUGCUCUUCCUGGCUGGAAAAGCUGACGUCAGUAUUGCGUAUUGGGAAAUCAGCGACAAUUCUCCUCAUCUCAUCGAGGGGGUCCGCCAUUCGGGAUCGGUGCAAACAAAGGGAGCGUGUCUGGUACCAAAAAGAGGCCUAGAUGUCAUGAUUGGAGAAGUUAACAGAAUUCUCCAGCUGACUUCAACAUUACUGAUACCCAUAACAUACCAGGUGCCCAGAAAGACAUACCGAGAAUUUCACUGUGACCUGUAUCCUGACACACCUGGCCCUGACCCUGCCUGCUCCGUGACCCAGUGGUUGGAGGGGUCAACACUGCAAGUUAAAAAGGUCGCUCUCGACCCUGCUUCACGACCCAUGGCUGUGUGGAAGGUUCACAGAGGAACUUUGAAGAAUAUGGAGCCAGGGGAUUGGUGCUCCCCUUCUCCUCCUCCUCCCACCACCUCCUCCUCCUCCUCCUCCACCUCCACCUCCUCCUCCUCCUCCUCCUCCUCCUCCUCCUCCUCCCAUCCCAUUCCAGCGCCAAGGUCAAAGGUUUCCAAUGGGAGAAUAAUGGAGACCCCCACCCCCCGCCCGGCCCUGCGCUCUUCAUUCAACAACAACAAGAACAACAGAAGUGGCAAUGUUGAAAUAUUAAAAAGAAACUUCAUGGAGAAUAAGAACAAUUCCAAAGAUGGUACUGCUGCUACUACUACUACUACUGCAACUACUACUACUACUAUCUCCAUUAUUAAAAAGAACUAUCAGAAGGAGGAAGGAGGAGAGGAAGAGGAGGAGGGUCUUCUGAAGCUUGCCUCCAUAAGAAGACAGUUUGAGAAGAAGGAAGAGGAGGAGGAGGAGGAGGAGGAACAGGAGGAGGAGGAGGAGGAGGAGGAAGAGAAGAAGGAAGAGAAGAAGGAGGAAGAGGAGAAAAAAGAAAAGUUAGAGAUGGCUUCCUCAUCUCCCCUCCCCUCUCGUAGGCCUACCCUAAACCGCAGCUUCCGUCGCAUUUGCAAAUUUAGACAUCUUCGUGGGUCACCGGGUCACAAGACGACAUGCAUUGACAACCUUCGUGACCUUUGUCGGACUGUUCCGAGUGAGAGUGAUGGUCUUGCAGCGAACCAGAAGUGGGUAGCUGUGGCGUUGAGUGGUGCAGGUGGUAGAGUGGCUGUCCUCAACCACACAAACCCUGGUAGACUGGUUGAAGGAGUCAUCCCAUCCCUCGUCAAUUCAAACAGCAUCACCGAUUUUGCGUUCGAUCCAUUCAACACUAACCUUCUUGCUGUCGCUUGUGACGAUGGAAAGAUAAAUUUUUGGAACAUACCUGAAGGAGGACUGAAGCAGUCCACCAACACACCCACAGACACUCUCAUUGACCUGACCUCCUCUGACAAGGUCACUGUGUUGAGGUUUCACCCGACUGCAAAGGGCGUUCUUGCUGCUAUAACUGCAGUUAGGAACAUUGUGAAGAUUUGGGACACUGACUUACCAAGAAUUAUUAUAAUUUUGGAUCCACAUCCUGACCAGAUAUUCAGCGGAUCGUGGUCAAACUGCGGUAAAUAUUUCGCCACGCUGUGCAGGGAUGGUGGAGUUCGAAUCUUUGAGCCUCGGAAGUCCACCACAGCGAUCCUAACUGGCAGUAGCAGUGGUGGUGGUGGUGGUGGGCGUGGUGGAAGACUAGUUUGGGCUGUCAGAGAUGAGCUGAUUAUAACUACUGGGUUUAACAAGGUGUCCGAGAGGCAGAUAAGUGUGUUUAGUAGUAAGAAUGCUAAACUGCUUAACACGAUUGGUCUGGACGUUAGCCCUGCUCUUCUUACUGUCUGCUUCGAUCAAGACACCAAUGUUUUACUGACCUCGGGAAAAGGGGAUAACACUAUUUACGCACAUGAGGUAGGAACAGAUUCUCCUCACUUGUUCCCUCUGACUCACCACAAGUGCACUACAGUCCAUCAGGGGCUGGUGGCACUUCCCAAGAUAUUGUGUGAUGUUAGGAGUGUUGAAUUCCUGAAGAUAAUAAGACUUACAUCAUCAGUAUUGGAGCCACUGUCCUUCACUGUACCUCGCGUCAAGACUGAGUAUUUUCAAGAUGACCUUUUUCCGCCAACUCGAGUGACCUGGGAGGCAGUGAUGACCUCAGCCGAGUGGUUUGGGGGCAGCAACAGACCCCAGCACACUCUCUCUCUCCAGCCCCCUAAUCUCCCAUCACUUUCAGAGAUCCGUGAAGCACCACCACCAGCAUCACCACCCACUACCACCACCACCGCCGCCACCAACCACCACCACCACCACCACCAGCAUGUACGACACCAAACACCGCCAUUUUUAAAAGGGAUGGUACCCACUGAGGUGCGGCAAACACAGCACAAGUUGGAGGAGAGCCUGAGUCAGAAGAUGACAGAGGUGACGACAAGUUUGGAACAAGAUCGGAUGGAAGGAGUAGACGAUGCUGAGUGGGAGGAUUAAUUUUGAUUGGUGGAGACGCGAGCGGCUGGCCAAUCAGAAGCCACCAUUCCUUUCCACCAGCCAAUGAAAAGACACUAUUUCAAACUGACUGGGAAUUUGAAAGACAAGGAAGUUUCUCUCUCUCUCUCUCUCUCUCUCUCUCUCUCUCUCUCUCUCUCUCUCUCUCUCUCUCUCUCUCUCUCUCUCUAAUUUAUCUAGUCAUAUUAACCAAAUUAUUAUUAUUAUUAUUAUUAUUAUUAUUAUUAUUAUUAUUAUUAUUAUUAUUAUUAUUAUUAUUAUUCUCUCUCUCUCUCUCUCUACUACUACUACUACUACUACUACUACUACUGUCCUGAGUGCAGUAAGGGUGCUGGGAUAGUCACUGAUAGUCACUAUGGAGUGUUUAGUGGUAAUAUAAGUAAUUUUAAGUAAUCUUUCUAAGUAAUUGCACUUUUUUAUAUAUAUAUUCAGAUUUUUGGUAUAUAGAUAAGAUACUAUUAGCUACUAUUGUGACUACUACUACUACUACUACUACUACUACAAAUUCUCUCUCUCUCUCUCUCUCUCUCUCUCUCUCUCUCUCUCUCUCUCUCUCUCUCUCUCUCUCUCUCUCUCUCUCUCUCUCUCUCUCUCUCUCUCUCUCUCUGUUUAUAAGUAAUUUUUAAGUGUGUGUGUGUGUGCGUGUGUGCGUGUGUGUGCGUGCGUGCGUGCGUACAAGCUCUCUCUAAGUUAAAUGUAAGAUUAUUAUUAUUAUUAUUAUUAUUAUUAUUAUUAUUAUUAUUAUUAUUAUUACUAUUAUUAUUAUUAUUAUUAUUAAAAUUUCUCGUAAAUAAUAAUAAUAAUAAUAAUAAUCUUAUGCACAAUUACAAUAAUAAUAAUAAUAAUAAUAAUAAUAAUAAUAAUAAUAAUAAUAAUUAGUGAAGCUACAUCGUCCGCCAUCUUGGAACGCCAUUCCAACCUAACCUAACCUAACUCGUGAUCCAUUUCAGUCAAAUAAUAAUAACAAUAAUAACAAUUAAUAGUUACACCAGUACAUGUUAUUCUGAUAAGUGUAAUUGAAUAUCCUUCGAUUAUUUAGUAGUAAUUGUGAAUGUGGCUUUCCAAGAUGGCGGACUUCCGGCGUCGCGGCCAUUACUUCUAAUUGUCGUUUUGGUUUUUGUUACCUAUGAUUCUCUCUCUCUCUCUCUCUCUCUCUCUCUCUCUCUCUCUCUCUCUCUCUCUCUCUCUCUCUCUCUCUCUCUCUCUCUCUCUCUA